Messenger RNA from Naegleria lovaniensis, 3969 nucleotides. RefSeq lists its product as uncharacterized. Lineage: Eukaryota; Heterolobosea; Eutetramitea; Acrasida; Naegleriidae. The record is from RefSeq and is a predicted model, not a curated record. Gene Ontology annotation, molecular function: ATP binding; microtubule motor activity; microtubule binding. Bases 1 to 3969 code for a protein of 1322 amino acids. Gene Ontology annotation, biological process: microtubule-based movement; mitotic spindle organization. The transcript has 4 exons.
AUGGCUGACAGUGUAAAGGUGGCAGUGAGAGUACGACCUUUCAAGGAUUACGAGAUUCAGGGCAAUGCAAAAUGUAUUGUUCAAAUGAAUGGUCCUCAAACUAUUUUAAUUGAACCAAAAACCGGAAAAGAGAACAAGUUUUCCUUUGAUUAUUCGUAUUGGAGCUUCAACAAGAGCGAUGCCAAUUAUGCCGAUAAUCAGGUAUUGUGGAAUGAUUUGGGAGAAUCAAUGUUAGCAAAUUGUUGGCAAGGGUAUAAUACAUCAAUGUUUGCAUAUGGCCAAACAGGAAGUGGUAAAAGUUACAGUAUGGUAGGAUAUCCAGGACUGGAUGAGGGAUUGAUUAUUAAGGCCGGAAAUCGUAUUUUCCAAAAAAUUGAAGAAUCCAAGUCUCAAAAUGAUGUUCCCAUUGAAUACACUGUGGAGGCGAGUAUGCUAGAAAUCUACAACGAAGAAAUCAGAGAUCUUUUUAAUCCAAAAAACAAUCCCAACGGAGGAUUAAAAAUCAGAGAAGAUCCUAGAACCGGAGUUUAUGUUGAGGAUCUUUCAAAGCAUGUGGUUGCCGAUUACAGCGCUAUUAACAAGUUAUUGGAGCAAGGUGAAAAAGCUCGUACAACAGGCGCCACUUUGAUGAACAAAACAUCAUCUAGAGCUCAUACCGUUUUCAUGCUUUUUUUCAAACAAACUGUUACACAUCCUGAAACCAAGCAAAAAGUUCAAAAAGUUUCCACCAUCAAUCUUAUUGACUUGGCCGGUAGCGAAAGAAUGGCCAGAACCGGAGCAACUGGAGCUCGUGCACAAGAAGGAAUCAAUAUUAACCUUUCUCUAACAUGUUUGGGUAAUGUCAUCAAGGCUUUGGCCGACAAAUGCACUGGAAAAAAGCCUGCUAACUUCAUUCCUUACAGAGACUCAAAGCUCACGUAUCUUUUGAAGGAGUCUCUAGGAGGUAACUCAAAGACAAUUAUGAUUGCUGCUAUUUCUCCAGCUGAUGUCAAUUUUGAAGAAUCUCUGUCAACCUUAAGAUAUGCAGACAGAGCCAAACAAAUCGUUAACAAGGCAGUUGUUAAUGAAGACCCAUCCUCGAAAAUUAUCAGCCAGUUGAGAGCAGAAAUUGAACGCCUAAAGGCCCAACUUUCAGGAAGUGAGGGAAAUACCAUGGGAGAUCAAGUCUCAGGCGCAACAAUUGAGGGCAUUCCUCAAGCUGAAUAUGAUGCACUCAAACAACAGCUCGAACAGUCACAAAAGCUGAUGGCAGAUAUGCAAAUGACCACAGAGGAGAGAAUCAAACAAACAGAAUUGAUGGCCAAGGAAAGAGAAGCCUUCUUAAAGGAUCUUAAUGUUGAUUUGAACUUUGACAAGAACAAGCCACACAUUUCCAAUCUUAACGAAGAUCCUUUGCUAAGCGGUAAAUUAAAUUACUACAUACAAGACGAAACAACCAUCGGAUCUAGUGCUGAAAAUAGUGUAAAGAUUCAAGGAGUUGGAAUUUUAGAUAGACAUGCUACUUUCAACGGUGGAAAUAUUACUCCAAUAUCAGGAGCCAAGAUAUUCGUAAAUGGAGUAGAAAUUAAGGAAAAAUCAAAAAUCAAAAACGGGGACAGAAUUGUGUUUGGAACCCAUCUAAUUUAUCAAUACAAUGAUCCUAAGGAAGGUGUAAUUAGUUUAGCAGACUGGAAAACAGCGUUCGAUGAAGUUAGUAAGGCAAUGUUUGAUGAAAAAGCAGCUGAACUUGUCAAAGAGCACAAGAAGAGAGAGGCAGAGCUUCAGGAAACAAUUAAUUCAGUUAAAGGUGAAAUUGAACGACAAAGACAAGAGCAAAAGCUUUUGAUUCAAAAAGAAAUGGAUAAUGCAAAGCAAAAAGAGGAACAAAUGAAAGCUGACUAUUCCAAGAAAGAACAAUUAUUGCUUGCAGAGCUUCAGGCUGCAAAGAACGAUGAAGAAAAGAGAAAGCAUAUUGAAAAAAUGUUGGCAGACGAAAAGAACAAGAAUGAGGAACAAAUUGUCCUGUUCCAAAAACAGCUUGAACAGUCUAAACGUGACAUAUCUUCCUCCUAUCAAAAGCAGAUCAUGGAGUUAGAAUCAAAAUUGAUGGCAGAAUUAGAUCUGGGUAAAAAACACAAAGAAGAUUUGGAAAGAGAAAAUCAAUUGCUACAGCAACAAAUUAAAGACAAGGAGCUGGAAUAUGAAAAGAAAAUAUCUGAAGAAAAAGAGUUCCUUCAAAAGAAGGAACAAGCUCUUCUGGAAGAAAAACAAAGAAGAGAGGUAGAAAUAACAAAGAUAAUCGCAGAAAACCAGCAUAAUUCAGCAUUAGUUGCUCAAUAUCAAGAAGAACUAGCAAAAGAGAAGGAACGAAUAGACAAUUUGAUCAAGGUCCAAGUAGAAAUGUUCCAGAAAUCCGAAGAACGAAUUAGAUCACAUAUCAACUCGGAAGUUGUAGAGUUGAAGGCACAACUGGAGAAGUCAAAACAAGCCGAAGAGGAGGCAAGAAAGUACAAGGAUCAACUUGCAAAAGUUGAAGAAGAAAUGACCAAAAAAUCUAAAGAGCAUGACGAACUUAUGCAAAGAGAAAAGGAAAAAUUCACCAUGAGAGAAAAGGAGCUUCUUGGAACUCUUCAAGAAAGAGAGAAAGAGCUGUUGGAGAAAAUACAAAAAGGAGCUUCUGAGGAGGAGGUAAACGAGUUGAGAAAGCAAUUGAUUCAAGAAAAACAAGAGAAACAAAGUUUAUUAGAACAAGAACGAGCUGAAUACGAACGAAAAAUGCACGAAAACAGAAUCAAAAUGACAGCUGUCAGAGCCAUUUUCAAAUCCCAAAUUCAAAAAUCGAAUACAUUAGCGGCUGCAGCGUCAACUAAGGCAGAAGAAAAAAUCGCUCUACUACAGCACAAGUACCUAGAAGAAAAGCUUGUCCAACAAGAAGAAAUUGAACGUCAAAAGCAAGAAAUGGAAAGACAACAACUCGAAGCACAACGACAAUUGGCUGCAAAGCAGAGCGAGCUACUUUUGAAUAAUGAACAAAAUACUAAAGGCAUGCUUGAACAGUUGAAGAUGUUAGAGCUAGAAAAUGAAGAACGAGAGCGUGAGUUCCAAAGAAAAGAAUUGGAAAUGUCAAUGAAACUCUUUGAUAUGGAGUCCAGAUUGCAAAACGAGAUGGCUGAAAAGGCUCAACUUAUUAUCGACAAAGCCGUCAAAAGCACUGUUGUUGCAUCUAAUGAAAGUGCUGGCGCUGUUAACGUCUUGAUACCAUGGAUACAAGAGGCUAAUGUUAUGCUCUCCGAGUUGAAAAAAGACAUCUCUUUGGAUCUUCGAUUGGUUGGUUCUGAUAUAAGUAUUGAGGUCACUGAUAAGAGUAGUGGCCACACCGAAGUAUGGAGCAGAGAUAAGUUUGAAACCAAGCUUUUUGAAAUGAGAAAUUACUAUUUCAAUGUAAAGAACGGAAUACGGAUUGACCCCUCCCAAGAUCCUUUUGUUUCAAUCCAAAAAGUUACUAUUGUUCAAAAUGAAAACCCAUCUGAUUUGUUGGAAAGAAUCAAGAUUUUAGAAAUUCAAAAUCAGCAAUUGCAAACUGAAAAAGCUCAUGCUUUGGUUGAUUUGAACAUUGCUCUUGCUGAAAACGAGCAACUGAGACAAAAGGCAAAGAAAACAGGUACUAAAUCAACAAAGAAAAUCAAAUCCAAGAUUAAGCAUUUGAAAAAACAGCUUGGAGAAAUUACUUCUCAACACAAGGUCGAAGAGAUACUAUCCUCGUUUGACGAAUUUAUAGGAAUCGACAGUGAAAGUGACAGUGACAGUGAUAGCGAUAAUGAGGACUUUGAUGCUAUGAUUAAAAAAGCGAAAUCCCUUACAAAGACUGUCGUUAAGGGUGUAAAAGAAAUCAAGCAAGAAAUUGAAGCAAAUAUUCCACCUCCAAAAAGUUCGGCAAAGAAAUCGAGAGGUGAUGGAAAGAAUCAAUCUAGUGUCUGCAAUGUUCAAUAA